Cyclopterus lumpus (lumpfish) is the source of this 4944-nucleotide messenger RNA. RefSeq names its product zinc finger, RAN-binding domain containing 3 (gene zranb3). Gene Ontology annotation, biological process: DNA repair; replication fork processing. Lineage: Eukaryota; Metazoa; Chordata; Actinopteri; Perciformes; Cyclopteridae. Bases 958 to 4353 code for a protein of 1131 amino acids. The transcript is spliced from 22 exons. Gene Ontology annotation, molecular function: nucleic acid binding; ATP-dependent chromatin remodeler activity; ATP binding. Gene Ontology annotation, cellular component: nuclear replication fork. The record is from RefSeq and is a predicted model, not a curated record.
ACCUAAACAAAGAUAACGUUGUUUUCUUUCCCGUGUAGCUUUGCUUAGCACACAGUACGUUUACAUGUAGGUUAUGGGAUGUGACCGAGUACUGCGCCGGAGUCACGGAUGCCAUAGCAACCCUGCACGUGGCGGAUCGGGACUGUCUUUAGAGGAGCACAUUUUGAGAAACGUAGCACAACGCGUUCAUUUGCUAGUUUCCUCCUCUAUAAACAUCGACGGGGUUUCAACUCGCAAUGUACCUUUGUACCAGAGUCAAAUACAACAUGAAUACGUAUCCGGUGUAUACAAUAACGAAUCUGUGGGUUUAAGUACGAGGGGUGCUUUUAUUUCUAUAGGCACGUUUGUUUACUUCCGGUUUCAGUCGCUAACUCCAGUGCUAUGUGCUACUUCUUGACUUCUUUAGCUGGUCAUAACUCCAAAUUAGUUAUUAGUAUUUGCAUACUUAAUUGUGUAUUAAGCAGUUGUUCUCCCCCUCACCUGUCAAAUUGUUCUUCAGGUCUUCUCAUAUAUCGCUGAUAAAGUUUAAACUCGAUACAUAACUUUAGCUAGCAUAAAGUUAUACGUUAAUUUAGGUUAGCUAACUGCAACACAUUGCCUUCCACAACAGAACCUUGAGGCAUUUAGGUGGUUUUGGUUGAAAAUGAACAAUCAUAUUUAAUUUGUGGUUUUUACAAUUACACAUAGUUAUAUAUUUAUUAUAAUAAAUGAUCCCAAAUAUGAUUAUUUUGACGUAUACAUUAGGUACUUAAUACACUAAACAUGACUUUUGCCAUUUACUGGAGGAACAGCUUGUUUCUCUGAUUUCUAUCUGACUGCUGUUGCCACUGGGUAGUUGUUACUGUUUCAGACACCCAAUUUGUGUGGUUGUCAGUGUACACUCACCAAUAUCUAUCUCUGGCUUUUACCAUCCCGGUCUGUCUUUGUCCACCACACUGCGUCACCCGUCUUCUAACAAUGGUGUUCCUGUCACUGCUGGGCCGAGAAACGGACGAGGCCUCGCAAAUGGAGACGGACGAUGGCGGCGCGCAGAGCUCUUGCUGUGACACAAGAUGGUCGCAGCAACUGUCAGGCCUUCCUCGCAAGCUCCUGCAGCGCCUGAUGCCUUUCCAACGGGAGGGAGUGGAGUUCGCUCUCUCCAGGAACGGACGAUGUAUGAUCGCCGAUGAGAUGGGUCUUGGGAAGACGGUGCAGGCCAUCGCCGUGGCGUACGCUUUCCGGCAGGAGUGGCCCCUCCUAGUGGUGGUGCCCUCGUCCCUGAAGUAUCCCUGGAUCGAGGAGCUGGAGCGGUGGAUCCCCGAGCUGCAGCCUGGAGACAUCAACCUGGUGGAGAACAAGAGCCACACCAUGGGUAUUGGCAGCAGUAAGGUGACGGUCCUGGGUUACGGCCUGCUAACCACAGACGCACGCCCCCUGGUGGAGGCUCUGAGCAGGCAGCGGUUCGCCGUGGUCGUGGUGGACGAGUCGCACUACCUCAAAUCCAGGAACGCGGCGCGAACAAAGAUUCUGGCGCCCCUCAUUCAGGGCGCCAAGCGGGCCAUCCUGCUCACCGGCACCCCGGCCCUGGGUCGGCCUGAAGAGCUUUUCAUGCAGAUUGAUGCCCUCUACCCCAAGCGGCUCGGAACCUGGACUGAUUACGCCAAGAAAUACUGCAACGCCCAUUACAGGUACUUCGGGUCUCGCAGGCAGUGGGACUGUCGCGGCUCGUCCAACCUGGAGGAGCUGCACCGGCGGCUGAGCGAGAUCAUGAUCCGCCGUCUCAAGACCGAGGUGCUCAAGCAGCUGCCCCCCAAAGUCCGCCAGCGCAUCCCCUUCGACCUGCCGAAGGAGGCCGCAAAGGAGGCCUCAGCCAGCUUCGCCGAGUGGGAGAGACUGAUGAAGGGACUGGGGUCGGGGGGCGGCGCCACGGGCAACCCCUUCGCUCAGGUCAUGGGCCUGGUCACACAGAUGUACAAGCAAACGGCUAUCGCCAAGGCGGGAGCUGUGAAGGACUACAUUAAGAUGAUGUUGGAGGCAGAGCAGCUGAAGUUCCUGGUGUUCGCCCACCACCUCACGAUGCUGCAGGCCUGCACCGAGGCCGCCAUCGAGGCCAAGGCCGGUUACAUCCGCAUCGAUGGCAGCGUCCCGUCCUCCGAGCGAAUCCAGCUGGUCAACAAGUUUCAGAGUGACCCGGAGACGCGGGUGGCCAUCCUCAGCAUCCAGGCAGCCGGUCAGGGUUUGACCUUGACCGCAGCAAGCCACGUGGUGUUCGCCGAGCUCUACUGGAACCCCGGCCACAUCAAGCAGGCGGAGGAUCGAGCCCACCGCAUCGGGCAGACCUCCUCGGUCAACGUGCACUACCUCAUCGCCAAGGGCACCUUCGACACCGUCAUGUGGUCCAUGCUCAACAGGAAGGAAACGGUGACCGGCAGCACGCUGAACGGCAGGAAGGGGUACCUGAAGGCCGACGAGGGCGAUAAGGACAAGUGGGAGUUCCUCAACUUCGCCGACGCGUGGAAGCCGAGCGAGAUGGUGCUGCCCCCGGAGGGGAGCGCGGGUGACGCCAAAGACGUGUUCUUCACUCACUUUGAGAAAGAGAAGCAGCACGACAUUCGUUCCUUCUUCUCCCCGGGUGGCAGCGCCAAGGAGAAGGAGAAGAAGAGGAAGAGAAGGGAAGAUGGGGAAUCCUCUCCCUCCAUCUCCUUAGAGAGUGGCAGUGGGACAAACGCUGAAUUGAGAGAGGAGAAGGGAGAGAGGCCCGGCUCCCAGGCCCCCAUCUCACCCGACCAGGACUUCUCUCCGCAGCUGAAGAGGCUCCGCGCGCCCGUGCGGCGGAGGUCGGCGGCCGCCGCCGUCGGCUCCGGUGCCCCGGGCCCCUCUAUGGCCCCGCGGAGGCUGUCGGACUCCCGCCCUCCCGCUGAGAAGUGGGGCUGCGGGUCCUGCACCUACUCCAACAGCAGCCUGCUGCCGUACUGCGAGAUGUGCGAGUUCCCGCGCUCCCCUUCUGCUGUCCACUCAGAGCCACCCGGGCCCCAGCAACCCCCCACAACCCAACUGGGCCAGGCGUGCGACGUCCUCUCCUGCUUCGACAGCGAGCUAGAGCUCAGUCGGGGAAAAGGCUUGAGUCCAGAACCUCGCAAAGACAAACAGGGCGAGGAGGAGGAGGAGGAGGAGGAGGAGGGCAAACAGAAUCUGGGAGAAGCAGAGGAGGAGAAGGACAAACGGCAGCUCAAAGACCUGAAAGCUGCGGCGUCUCCGCUCUCUGCUGCCGAUGCUGAUGGCGACGACAGGGAUGGAGACGCCGGCGACGCCCAUCCCGUCUACCCGGGCCUGCAGUUCUGUGCCAGCCAGUACACAGACCGGAUGUAUCUGUACUCCAAGGACGGGACUCCGUUGAACCUGAGCUUCGUCCCCCUGGACAUCAAGCUUACCAACUGGGAUGACCUGCCCGAGGCCUUCUGCCAGCACCAGGAAAAUCGAACGCAGGUGCUGAGGUUGGUGCAGGAGUGGAGCGGCCUGGCCGCCAUGAAGCAGAAGCUGCUACGACGCGGCGGCCUCCUCUUCCACAGCCCGACUCUGGGCCUGCAGCGGCUGGCCGCCGCCCAGCGCCCUCACUCCAGCACGAAGAGAUACCUCGGCAGGGACGAGGUGGCCCAGGCCUCCCUGAGUAAAGCCCAGCAGGAGGGAGGCAGCAUCCGACUGGUCACCAAGGAGAACAUCUUCACAAAGAGGAGGUCUGCCACUCCGCUGACGCCACCUGCUUCAGAGAGCCGGGGCGCGGACUCCUCCAAGAGGGCGAAGGAGGACGAGGAGGACGAGGAGCAGCUCCCACCGCCAGAGUCCGGCUACCUGCAGGCGGUGGACAGCGCAGGCGUACCCUUGUGUCUAUCCUGCCAGGGGGCCUGCUCCGCCACCGGUGGGGCCUGGGACACUCGGUUCUGCAGCCACAGGUGCCAGGAGGAGUUCCAGUUGCGCUCCAGCCAGACGUACAUGCGCUCGCGGGUGCUGGAGGCGGAGCAGGGCGUCUGUCAGCAGUGCGGCCUCCACGCCCACGACCUGUUUCUGAAGGUCCGCGACGCCCCGCCCUCCCAUCGCAAAGACAUGCUGGAGAACACAUGGCUCGCGCAGCUGUCACUCAAACGGCUGAACGAGAUGAUCCGCGCUCCGGUCGAAGGGGACUUCUGGCAGGUCGACCACAUCCGGCCGGUCUACAGCGGAGGAGGACAGUGCUCUUUGGACAACCUGCAGACGCUCUGCACCGUGUGCCACAAAGCCAGGACGGCUCAGCAGGCCAAAGAACGCAGCCAGAUGAGGAAGAGCGCGGCAGCUUCCAAGGUUGCAUCAGACAUCAGCAGGUUCUUCGUCAGGAAGUGAAAACGAGAGGUUUAGUGAAGGAUUGAAGGUGAAAUUUCCUCGUUGAGUCCUCGCUGCUACGCUUUCUAUAGCGGCGUGGCUGGAGAUGAGUCCUCAAUCACGUUUAGGUAUUAGAAAGGUCGCUCUCUCCGACAGAUUAAGAUAAAGAGGCCGGACUUCCUUCGCAUCUCUACUUUUCUUCUACAUCCGAGUCCGACGGGAUCGGCGGCGUCCCGUCGGACUCGGCAGCACCUGUGGAGAUUUACCCUAAAAAAAAAACAAGAGACGACUGCAUUAAGUGCUAAUUCACCCAGCUCGUCCCCGAACCGUCACGGGCAGCGGUAGUUUUGAUUAAUGACGGCCCUCUUUUUUUGUGCCCGAGGCUGAAAUGGAGCAGGUUGUUUCGAGAGAGAUGCUGCUAUUUUCAGAUUUUUGCAAACUUGGUUGAAAAGUAGCAUGUGAGAGAUGAACUGAACUGGGGGGGCUGGAGGGGGCUUUGUGAAAGUGUCCUCAUUGGUGCCACCUCAACAAGUGGCGCCUUGUAAAUCUUCCUCUUUUUGUUUUUGGGAAGAUGGAUGAACUCUCCCCGGUGAAAUAAAAAGCCUGCUCUCA